Musca domestica (house fly) is the source of this 1873-nucleotide messenger RNA. RefSeq lists its product as uncharacterized. NCBI's taxonomy places the organism in Eukaryota, Metazoa, Arthropoda, Insecta, Diptera, Muscidae. The record is from RefSeq and is a predicted model, not a curated record. Gene Ontology annotation, molecular function: protein binding. The transcript has 4 exons. Bases 168 to 1811 code for a protein of 547 amino acids.
ACGUCAAGUCGAAAGUCGACCUAAACAACCCUAGAGGAGAAAUAUGGGGAAUUACAAGAAUUAAAAUAAAAAUAUUGAGUUGUUCAUUAAAAUACAAAGUUUUGAUACAAAACUGCCAUUACGUUGUCGAUAAAACAAUAGACGGAAUACAAAGUGCAUUUAAAGCAAUGCCAAACAUUAAACCAACCACCGAAAAAGCUCCAGGUGCUUGCAAAGAUAUUUCAAUUGUUGUUGGAAGUCCAUUGCCAUUAUCUAUUACAACCGAAAUGGCCAAGAAAUCCAUAUCGCGUGCAACAGUUAUGGUUAAAAAUGAAAUGAUAGGGGUACCGACGUCAAAUGCCCCUGUUGUGGUUAAAAAUGAAACGGUAAAAGUUCCAACGCCAAAUGCUACAGUUAUUGUAAAAAGGGAAAUGAAACCGCCCAUUCAAAAUGACAUGGAACAAAAACCAUCGCACAUCUACCAACAGCGGAAAUAUAUGUUAAACGAAUAUAAGGAGCUAUUCAGUGUUCUUAUGCGAUUCUCAGAUAAAGAAAUAUCACAAAAAGUGGUUCGUUGUCUUAAUGCCAAAUAUGCCAAUAAAGAAACGCAGACUGAUCCAGUUGAAAUAUUGGAAACCAGCAGUUCAAAGGAAUUAGUUCCACCAGUAAAUACUAAUACAACAGAAUCAACACCAACAUCGCCAAACAACUCAAGACCGCCAACACCUAAGAAACGAAAACGUAGACGUAAAGUGGCAGAGCCACAGGCUAAUAAAGAAUCUCGUGUUGCACAGCGGUCAUUAUUGUCGGAAAAAAGCGUACAGCGAAAACCGUCAUCACAAACACCGGAGAUCGCCCAAUCAAAUAAUGACUGCCCUGCGAAACGGCGGCGAUCGAACUCGGUAUGUUCAAACGAUUCAACUCUUUUUAAUAUGAUCACUGAUAUGGAUUUAAGUAGAAAAGACGAAUUGUAUGAAAGUUUUAUUAAAGACUGCAUAAUAGCUGAUGUACCGUUGGAAAAUGGCUUGUUGCCUAUUUACGAUUGCAUUGUGAGAGAUCAAGAUAGAACUUUAAAAACACAAAUCCUCAUUUGGAAAGAAUAUAAACGAGUAGACUUAAAUGAGCUAAUAACAGACGAUGAUGAGGAUUUGUUACAAUUAGCCAUCAAUAACAAUCGCUCACCCCCAAUUAUAAAACUUUUGCUGACCAAUGGUUUACGUCCUAAUAGUGUUGAUUGUCAGGGCAACAACAUUAUACACUUGUGCGUUUUAAAUGAUUUAGUUCCCGACUCUAUGGAUCAUUUAAUGUCACAUAUAGACUUGAAAAUGCUGCUUGAAUUGAACAAUGAUGGCUAUACAUGUCUGCAAUUAGCAGUGCGACAAGAUAAUUUUCUAUUGGCCGAAUGUAUAUUGAAUGGAGUGGAUAAACGGUUGUCUGGAAGUAUAUUCUAUACGCGUAACUACAAUAAAAUUGAAUCAGAUGAAAAAACUAUGAAGCUGGAUUUUAAGGAUUAUUAUAAAAAAGUCUGCCAAGAUAUGAUUGUGGAGGAUAAUGUGGCGUCCGCUAAUGGAAACAUUAUAAAGAAUUCUGAUUUAAAACAAAAGUUAUUGCAAGUUACUGAUGUGCGUAGCGGCUCCACAGCGUUAUUCUUUGCCAUUGAAAAUCAAUCGGAGCAUUUAAUAUAUUUUCUUCUGGCACAUUUGAGUGAUCCACGAACAGAAAAUCUUAGUGGUCAAGAUUGUAAGACAUUUUUCAAUGAAUUUGGUAAAUCAUUAAAGUUAAGCUUAGAUAUAGAUAGUGCAAUGGAAAGGGUUAUACAAUUAUUGUCAUAGUAAAAUUACAAAAUUACGAAUCUAAUAAGUAAAUUAACCCCAUGAGUUGCUGUCGUUUAUGA